UGUCCUUUUCAGGACACUACACUAAAAAUUUAUGUUCUUUAAUCAAUAUUUAAUAAAUCUGGAAUUUACAGGAAAGUGUCAUCUGUGCUCCAGCUUCAUCAGGAAGGAAGACACUAAAGGCUCAGCAUGGAGGAUCUAACUAAUGCCGUUAAAAGUGCACUGAAGAAAAAUGAUGCUGCUGCAGCUGUGAAAUUGAUUAAAGAGUUUUUAAAAGACCAAAAUAAUAUUCCACUAAAGAUCGCCAUCACAGGAAAAUCUGGUGCUGGUAAAUCCACCUUUGUUAAUGCCUUCAGAGAGAUGUCCGAUGAUGACGAGGGAGCUGCUCCUACUGGUGUUACACAAACAACCUUACAGUGUACAGCGUACCCCCAUCCAAACUAUCCCAAUGUCACUUUAUGGGAUCUUCCUGGGAUUGGCACCACCAAGUUUCCAGCUGAUGAGUACCUGGAGCUUGUUGGAUUUGAGAAGUUUGACCUCUUCAUCAUCAUCUCAGACACUCGCUUCAGAGAAAAUGAGGUGAAACUCGCAAAGGAGAUUCAGAAGAUGAAGAAAAAGUUCUACUUUGUUCGAUCAAAGAUUGACAACGAUAUACAAGCUGAGAGAAGAAAGAGAGACUUCAAUGAAGGGAGGACUCUUAAAAAGAACAGAGAAAAAUGUGUUCAAGAUCUUGGAGAACUAGGCAUCCCAUUUCCACAGGUCUUCCUUGUGUCCAGCUUUGAGCGCAGUCUUUACGACUUCCCUUUCUUACGUGAGAUGUUCAAGAGAGAUCUUCAUGCACACAAGAGAGAUGCUCUGCUGUUUGCCUUGUCUGAUAUCAACCAGAAGAUCAUCAACGAGAAGAAAGAAACUUUUCAGUCUAAAAUAAAAUACUACUCUAUUCUGUCUGCAGCUGUAGCAGGGGUUCCAGUUCCUCUGCUUUCUGCUGCUGUUGAUCUUGGCUUGAUCAUUAAGGUUGUCAAAGAAUAUGUAGCUGGUUUUGGUCUUGAUAAGUCAUCUCUGGAGAGACUGGCUGCCAGCUCAGGUGUUCCAUACACUGAUCUGUUUGCUGUUAUCAAGUCACCACUGGCUAAAGGAGAAAUAAAUAAAGAGCUCAUCCUGAAGAUUUUGACCCAGCUAGCAUGCACAGCUGCAUUACUAGCAGCAGAGGAAGGAUUCAGAUGGAUUCCAUGUGUAACAGUGACAGUAAAACUAAGGCACAGCAGUGAAUGUUUGGAGUGGGGGCUCGAUGAACAGAGGGAGAGGUUGGUUAAUGGAGGUAUGGAGAAGCUGCAAUUGGGGACGGUGAAACAGAUUGAUUCCUCUUCUAGUCUUAAAUACUGCCUGCAGAUUGGCCUGGAUCUCCCACAGGUGAGUAUAACAGGUGUAGUGACGAAGGCUCUGCCCAGAGGCGGGAGCACAGGGACACCAUGGAAAAAUCCAGAUAACUCAGCCGGCCCAUGA
This is a messenger RNA of Maylandia zebra (zebra mbuna), 1440 nucleotides long. RefSeq names its product interferon-inducible GTPase 5. NCBI's taxonomy places the organism in Eukaryota, Metazoa, Chordata, Actinopteri, Cichliformes, Cichlidae. The record is from RefSeq and is a predicted model, not a curated record. Gene Ontology annotation, molecular function: GTP binding. Gene Ontology annotation, cellular component: membrane.